AUGCUUCGUACGGUGACUCUUGACGUCAGCGAGAGAGUAAGGGUGUCUCUGACGUACCCAGGCGCGUCCAAGGUCGUUCUGGCCAUGAAUGACGACGUUCAAUGCGCUGUCUCACAACCGAUAGUGCUGGAGUUGGAGCCCCUGCGUGCUGCUUACGAGAGCAGCAAUAGUGAAGCGAAAGGAGGACCCCCUGCCGGGGCGGGUGUUCCCCGGAUGACGGCUCCGCUGGCGACUGCGCCCCUUUUGGGUCCGUCGUUGAGGGUGGAUGAUGAACUCGAGAAUGCGAAGAUGUCCGCUGAGUCCUUUGACCAUGCCUGGUCGGUGGCGCAGGGUAGCCGAGUGAGCGCGUUGGACCUCGACUCGUUGGCGAGAGUGUGCGUGGCGGUGGUCGACAGCAGCACACAAGAGAGCGACCAAGAGGUGCAGGAGUGGUUGAGCAGAGUGCGGACAUGUCCGCGGACCGCGGGUUUGUUCGUGGCAGGGUUGGUGAAGAUCGUGUCCUCGAACUACAAAGACCUCGAAUCGCGGGUGAAGGAAUUGAUCCUGAAGCUAGUUCAGAAGCAUGAGGAGUUGUUUCGAGUGCGUUCGGAGUCGGUGAGUGAGGAGGAGGUGGAGGACCCGGUAUUCAAAAGUCGGAGGAAGCGUAAGGGUCGGAAGCGUGGUGCGGAAACAUGUUUGGAGGCAGUACCGAGUUCACAGUUGGCGCUGCCGGGUCCUUCACCACUGGCGGCGGCGAGGGCGCCGGGGGUCCGCGUUAAGAUGACGACGGACAUGAGUUGGCUGGCUGAUCCAGGUUUCGCCGAAAGCCUGGCCAAAGUGGACUUGAUGGUACAGCAAGGCCUGGGUCAGGGGGUUGAGCUGAGUCAGGGAGUGAGGUCGCUGUUAGGGGCCACUGACGCGCCACUUGAGGUGGACGAGGCGGACGAGUCCUUCUUUGGCUUUCCGGAAGUGGCGCGCUGGACGGCCGAGGCGCGCCCGAACGUUCUGAGGAACAUCGCCGCGGACCCCGUAGCUACGGCCCGCGCCGGCGCGGACUCAGCAGCUGCGAAUCUGGCCACGGUCGAGGACUUCCGGUCCAACCUUCCGGAGGAAUUCCGGCCCAACCAUGCGGAGGAAUUCCGGUCCAACCAUGCGGAGGACUUCCAGUCCAACCAUCCUGACCAAGAAAAUGCUCCGCCCAGCGUUAAUUGGGGAACAGGCUCCAAAGCCCGGCUGACCCCCUCGGCGCAGUCCGCAAGCCCACGGGGAACGGAGAGGCUGGAGGGAACGGGGCGGCUGGGAACGGAACAGACCGUCUACAUGCGGGAACGCGGGCGCGACCGGGCAGGGUACCUGACGCCGACGAUUGAUUCAGUUGCGGGGAUGCGCACACCGCCUCAGCCUCCGGCCAGCAUCACGGUGCACAUGCACGAGAGGUCGGCGGCGAGGCCGGACCUACGGAUAGAUGCGCGGCUCGGUAAGAAGCCUAGCAAAGCCCGGUCCGGGGUGGUCAAGACGUUGUGGGCCUACGGACAGGCUGCGAAACGCGACGCAGACAUUAACUACUUAGGGAACCAUCAGUCGUUCAUCCUUAGCGGGUCCUCCGUUGGAGGGUCCUCCACUGGCGGGUUCCCGACUGUAGACUCGGACUUGCAUCUGCAGAGGAAGCGUUGCAAGCAACCCGAUCAGGCACCCGUGAGGGAGAACCCGUCCUUCUGGCGGGAGAUAGCGGCCUUCCUCAAUCGCCCGCGGUCCGUAAUCGUCGACGCUUUUGUGCAGCGAGAACGACUAACACUCCAGACAAGUGUGGACGAUGUCAUCCCCCCGCUUUCGGUGAUCGAAGAAGAAGAGGAGCCGCACAGCACUUCUGGCCGCUGGCCGGCAGACCACGUGGUCCGCGACCCGGCCGCUGCAGGAGAGAGAGUCCCCGCGGUCGAACCUGGGCUGGUCGAACCUGUGCUGGUCGAACCUGACCUGGUCGAACCUGAACUGGUCGAGACUGCACUUGAGUCCAGAAUGGAGCCAGUUGCGGGCAAUGAGGAGGAGAGAACUACCGACGGCAGAUGUGAAGUUAGUACACCGUGGCAAGGUCUUGAGUGCUCCUCCGUUCCGCCGACCGAGCAUUACGAGAGACAAAGGCUGUUGUCGUCGGUAGGAUCCAAUAAAAAGGCGCAAGCUCUCAAAUCGUAA
Molecule: messenger RNA, 2169 nt
Organism: Gregarina niphandrodes
Lineage: Eukaryota; Apicomplexa; Conoidasida; Eugregarinorida; Gregarinidae
Exons: 3
Coding region: 1-2169 (722 amino acids)
Source: RefSeq, a predicted model, not a curated record